Galeopterus variegatus (Sunda flying lemur) is the source of this 1770-nucleotide messenger RNA. RefSeq names its product HHIP-like 1 (gene HHIPL1). The record is from RefSeq and is a predicted model, not a curated record. Lineage: Eukaryota; Metazoa; Chordata; Mammalia; Dermoptera; Cynocephalidae. The transcript has 10 exons. Bases 1 to 1770 code for a protein of 589 amino acids.
AUGUGGCCGACAUGCCGGGGCCUGUUCCGCCACCUCUCUCCCGACCGCGAGCUCUGGGCUCUGGAGGGUAACCGUGCCAAGUUCUGCCGCUACCUGUCCCUGGACGACAAGGACUACUGCUUCCCACACCUGCUGGUCAACGAGAACCUCAACUUGAACCUGGGCCGCGUGGUGGCCGACACCAAGGGCUGCCUGCAGCUGUGCCUGGAGGAGGUGGCCAAUGGGCUGCGCAACCCCGUGGCCAUGGUCCAUGCCCGGGACGGCACCCACCGCUUCUUCGUGGCUGAGCAGGUGGGGCUGGUGUGGGCCUACCUGCCCGACCGCUCGCGGCUAGAGAAGCCCUUCCUGAACAUCAGCCGGGCAGUGCUCACCUCACCCUGGGAGGGCGAUGAGCGCGGCUUCCUGGGCAUCGCCUUCCACCCCAGCUUCCGGCACAACCGCAAGCUCUACGUCUACUACUCGGUGGGGGUCAGCUUCGAUGAGUGGAUCCGCAUCAGCGAGUUCAGGGUCUCUGAGGAUGAUGACAAUGCCGUGGACCACGGCUCUGAGAGGAUAAUCCUGGAGAUCGAAGAACCAGCCUCAAACCACAAUGGGGGCCAGCUUCUCUUUGGGGACGAUGGGUACCUCUACAUCUUUACCGGAGAUGGCGGGAUGGCCGGAGACCCCUUUGGAAAGUUUGGAAAUGCCCAAAACAAGUAUGUUCUGCUUUUGGGUGUGAUCUGUAGCGUGGUGCUGAGCAGACUGGAGCGCGUAAGAGGAAUUCACUGGGGGAAACUACACGCCGUAUCUCCCUCCCGCUGUGACCCCUUCGGGCCCUCCUGGGAAGCCCACGCCCUUGGCCCGCCUGACUCAGGGCUGCCCACGAGGCUUGGUUGUGGGGAGGGGACCCGUUGCCACGGGCCUCGGGACCUGAUCUGGCGAGGCACUUGCCCGCGCAGGCUCACCGCGCUUUCUCGCCCCUCUGUAGACGACGUGCUGCCGAUUUUCGCCUACCCGCACAAGAUGGGCAAGUCGGUCACGGGGGGCUACGUGUACCGGGGCUGUGAGUACCCCAACCUGAACGGCCUCUACAUUUUCGGCGAUUUCAUGAGCGGACGUCUGAUGUCCCUCCAAGAGAACCCGGGGACAGGCCAGUGGCAGUACAGUGAGAUCUGCAUGGGCCAGGGCCAGACCUGCGAGUUCCCAGGCCUCAUCAACAACUACUACCCACACAUCAUCUCCUUCGGAGAGGACGAAGCCGGGGAGCUGUACUUCAUGUCAACGGGCGUGCCAAGUGCGACAGCUGCAUAUGGAGUCGUCUACAAAGUGAUCGACCCCUCCAGACGGGCACCACCCGGCAAGUGUCAGAUCCACCCUGCCCAGGUGAAGGUGAGGAGCCGCCUCGUCCACUUUGUGCCCAAAGAAAAGUUCAUCCGUAGGACGGAGAGCACCCCGCGGCCCCCAGCGCGGCCCACAACGCGCGCACCCACCAAGAAAGAUAUGGUGACCAGAGCGCACCAGGGCCCCUGCCUGGCGUGGGCUGCCAGCCUGGCUGGGAAGCAGCUGACAGAGACCUCCAGGGGCCCCUGCUGCCUGGCAGGUGGCUCUGCUGCCAUCUGCCUGCUGCUCUUGGGCCUCCAGCUGCCCAGGGGUGGUCGAGUGGGCAUCUUCCUAGCAUGCAGGGAACUGCUGAAGUCUCCUCGGACCCGGAUCAACGCCUUGGAUCAGGCUUCCCCUGGGUCUGGGAGGUUCCAGAGACGCCCGAGACUCCGGGAGAGCAGCCUCGGGUGA